AUGGAGAGCUAUAAGGAAAUGGUGAACAACUCCAGGAUCCUCCUGGAUGAUGGGAACUACGGGUUUUGGAAAGCUAGGAUCAGAUCCAUGAUCAAAGGGAUCGAUCCACUGGCAUGGAAGGCAGUAACUGAUAAAUGGGAAGAACCACUGGUAGCUGAUGCCAACGGAGUCUUUCAUCAAAACCAGAAGAAAGUUGGACUGAAGAGGAGUCCAAAAGAGCAAAGUGUUGAGACUGCCAAAGAAGCAUGUGACAUACUUCAGAUGCAGUACGAAGGAACAACAAAGGUUCAAAACUCCAGAAAGGACAUGCUUGCUUCUCGCUUUGAGAAUCUAAAGAUGGAGGAUAAUGAAACCAUCUCUGAAUUCAGUUCAAAACUGAGUGCUCUGGCACAAGAAGCAGCUGUGUUAGGCAAAAAAUACAAAGAUAAGAAGCCGGUGAAGAAAUUCUUGAGGUGUCUGCCAUCGAGGUUUAUGGGGUACAAAUCAGCACUCAGUGUGUCCAGCAACACAGAGAACAUGCCAUUCAGUGAACUUGUAGGCAUGCUGAAAGCUCAUGAGAUGGAGCUAGACAGUCUGAAGAAACCUAAAAGUCUAGCUAUAAAGUGUGAAAACCGCACCACUGAAGAUGAGGAAGAUGAUCCCAUAAGUCUUCUGAAGAAGGUUGCCUCCUUCAAGAAGACAGCUGAAGGGGAUAAGUCAAACAGGAAGAGUGAGGUGCAGUGUCAUGAGUGCAAGGGAUAUGGACAUUUCAAGAAUGACUGUCCUACUAUCAAGCGACGAGAGAUUCAGUGCUAUGGCUGCAAAGGAUUUGGACACACUCAGCUGGAAUGUGUCAAUGAUCAAAAUCGCAGGAAGGACAAGUCCAUGUUGGCUGAGGAAGAAUCGGAUGAUGACUCAGAGGAUGACUCAGUUGAAGAGACAAACAACUUCGUGACGUUUAUCGGGAUCGCUGAAAUUAAGGAGGGACAGGAGUCAGAGUCAGAGCCUGAAGAAGAAAAGGAGGAUGAUCUCAUAAGCAGCUACAAGGAAGUACGUCAUGUCCUGGUUAGUCUCAACAAAGAAAACAGUGAAUUGAAGAAAGAAAACCAGAGACUGUCCGUACUAGUAGACAAGCUCAGCAAAGAUCUCGAAGCAGCAAAUGCACUUGGCCAGGGAAGUGUCAAUCUGAUCAAGGAGAAGCUGGAAUUAGCCAACAAUGCUGAAAGUCUGAGGCAGCAUCUAAAGGUUGAAAAGCAAAUAUCGGAGAAGCUGGAGUCAGAACUAGAUCAACUAAAGAAGCAGAUUCAGAUGUUCGCAGGAACCAAGCAACUGGACAAGAUCCUGAGCUACGGAUGUCAAGCCAAUACUAGGCAUGGACUGGGGUACAGUGGAUGGGAACAGAGGAGCUCAGAUGAAAUCAAUUUUGUCUCUUCCGGAUACAACCAGCCUGAAGGACGAAGACCUGUCACCAAACAGCAAAAAGGACGAGAGUGCUAUUACUGUGGCAAGAUCGGACAUAUCAAGGCAUACUGCUACAGCAGAUGGAACAGGGUUCAGAAACUGAUGAAGCAACGGAAGUUCAGUUGGAAUGGAUCCACCAAUCAAGUCUGGGUCAGGAAAGAGGAUUUGCGAUUUGAACCUAAGGGACAACUGAAGAAGAAUCCCAUCAAGCCGAGAGAAUUCACUGUUAAGAGAUCUUCCAGGAAUGGUCCAAUGUCAAUGCUGUGGCAUGGAUUCAAGUGCAACAUGGCACAAGUUGAAAGCGACGAAGAUGAGUUAGAGCCUUGGUACUUCGAUAGUGGCUGUUCACGGCACAUGACUGGAAACCGAAGCUACCUCCGGAAUGGACUUAAGGAGAAUCUUAUCAGCAUAAGUCAACUGUGUGAUGAAGGGCUAAUUGUGAUAUUCACCGACAAAGGAUGCAGAGCAGUGAAUGAUGAUGGACAAAUUAUCCUAGCUGGAGAAAGAUCAGGCAACAAUUGCUAUAUGUGGAACAAGUCAGGGUCAGUUAUCAGCUGUUUUACUGCCUGUGAUAAUCUGCAGCUGUGGCACCAGCGACUCGGACACAUGAACAUCAGGAAUCUCAAUGAUCUCAUCUCAAAGGAGAGCAUUAGAGGAGUUCCAAAGAUCAAGGGAGGAGAUAAGUUUGUGUGUGAAGCGUGUAACCAAGGCAAACAGAUUGAGGGCAUAUCAAAGCUUUUGGACGAGAAGAUUGAUGACGUUGCUUCCCAGAUCAAAUCAAUGGAGGAACAAGCAACCAAAGACGCAGCCGUGAUCGCUAAUAGAUUCGACAACAUGGAAGAAGAACAAGUAAAGUACGCUCACGAGCUUUGCAACACUAACAAGAUCAUGGACCUGGAUUUCAAACUCGAAGAUGUGGAAAAUUCCCUCAACGAAGCUAAUAACGAGUCUUAUGACUUCACGGUUGAAGUUUCAGAGAAGACAAGAUUAUUGACAAAACCAAAGAGCUUGACUCAACCAUAG
This is a messenger RNA of Eutrema salsugineum, 2463 nucleotides long. RefSeq lists its product as uncharacterized. Gene Ontology annotation, cellular component: cytoplasm. Gene Ontology annotation, biological process: positive regulation of cytoplasmic translation. Gene Ontology annotation, molecular function: mRNA binding; zinc ion binding; single-stranded RNA binding. The record is from RefSeq and is a predicted model, not a curated record. The transcript is spliced from 5 exons. NCBI's taxonomy places the organism in Eukaryota, Viridiplantae, Streptophyta, Magnoliopsida, Brassicales, Brassicaceae. The coding region runs from base 1 to 2463 and encodes 820 amino acids.